AUGAAAAAAGAGACAAGAAGAAGAAAAAAAGAAACAAAUGCACGAACGAUGGUUCAGUAUGUGGUGGAGUGGUUACCAAGGAUUAACAGAAUUGCUGUAGUAGUAGAGGGCUGGGAACGGGUUCAAAUAGAGAGUGUUGAAGGAACAUUUCUCAGCAUACUUGGAGAUGAUGGGCAAAGAGAAGAUAUCUCACUCCCGGUGGAAGUUGAAGAAAACGUUAAUUUACCGUAUGAAUUUGAGAAGGGACGUAAUGAUUUAGAGUACAUCGUGAAAAUAAGGAGCAAGUCCUCAGAAAAGUAUGAUAAUUUAAUCAUGUCGCUCCCAGAUGGUAAAUGGACGAAAGAAGAUCUCUGUCUAGAUCCUGAAUUCUCAAUAGAAUGCCUUCAAUGUAAGCAAAAAAUUAUCAAUAAAGACAACUGUCGCGUUCUUAAUAACAUGCCUUCCGAGUUUUGGAUGGAGCUUAUGGAUUAUUGGCAUUGUCAUAAGCCAGAUGUGGGGGAAACCAAAUUUGGUUCUUAUUCACAGUAUGAAACGCUGAAACCAUCAGAAAAUGAGAUUCUAAUCGGAAAUUCUUUCUUCCAAGGUACUCCAGCGACACUCAAGAAUGCUGUGCUUGAAAAAGACAGUAAUAUGCUUCUAUGCAAAAAUUGCUCAGUAGUUCUGGGCCAGACAACGGCUGGCCCACUUUAUAAGCUGUACAAAUGGAAAUUGCGUUUGCGACGUAAUGGAAUGACUUAUCACUUCCCUCCAGAACUUGACGUUAUGCUGUCUUUAAUAAGUGUUGUCAAGGCCAAUUCCUGCCGGUACGCUCUCCUAAAGAGUGGAGGAAAACGACUGCUGGUUUGGAUAUUCUCCUUCGACCUUGGUGUCACAUUAACGGGGAACAAGCAACUCGAGAGAUCAAUGAAGUUGCUUUACACAGACAACGACGCUACUACAAACCACUGUCUCGAGCGACAAAACGCUGAGGAACUAGAUAUCCAAGAAACUACAUUUCACGCAUUCUAUGACGGUCUCCAGAGAGUUAAUGCACUUCUACCCUCAAAUAUGAAAGUAAUGGGGGAAUGGUCCAUCAGCUAUGUCUCACUAGUUGAAUAA
Saccharomyces eubayanus is the source of this 1098-nucleotide messenger RNA. It is a transcript of the gene IPA1, whose product is annotated as putative polyadenylation protein. Gene Ontology annotation, cellular component: nucleus; ubiquitin ligase complex; cytosol. The coding region runs from base 1 to 1098 and encodes 365 amino acids. Gene Ontology annotation, biological process: proteasome-mediated ubiquitin-dependent protein catabolic process; protein monoubiquitination; protein autoubiquitination. The record is from RefSeq and is a predicted model, not a curated record. The transcript has a single exon. Gene Ontology annotation, molecular function: ubiquitin conjugating enzyme binding; cyclin binding; ubiquitin protein ligase activity. Lineage: Eukaryota; Fungi; Ascomycota; Saccharomycetes; Saccharomycetales; Saccharomycetaceae.